Molecule: messenger RNA, 3510 nt
Organism: Babesia ovata
Lineage: Eukaryota; Apicomplexa; Aconoidasida; Piroplasmida; Babesiidae
Product: splicing factor 3b subunit
Exons: 1
Coding region: 1-3510 (1169 amino acids)
Biological process (GO): mRNA splicing, via spliceosome
Cellular component (GO): nucleus; U2 snRNP
Molecular function (GO): protein binding; U2 snRNA binding
Source: RefSeq, a predicted model, not a curated record
AUGCCGGUCUUCUUCCACCUCACGCUCCAAAAGCCUACGGGCAUCACGCAGGCUGUACAGGGCAACUUCUCGGCGCCGAAGGCCCAGGAAAUCGUGGUAGCGCGGUCUCAUACGCUGGAAUUGCUGUCGCCGGAUGAAAAUGGCAAGUUGCGCAGCCUCUGCGUCUGCGAGAUAUUCGGAAUCGUACGGGUCAUUUCGGCGUUCCGGUUGACGGGAACGCAAAGAGAUUACCUGGUGGUUGGUUCAGACAGCGGCCGUCUGGUUAUCUUGGAGUUUUGCAACGCCGCGCGCACAUUCAAGCGCGUGCACUGCGAAACGUACGGGAAAACCGGCAUACGCAGGAUUGUACCUGGACAGUACCUGGCGGUGGAUCCCAAGGGCAGAGCGCUCAUCGUAGGUGCAGUGGAGCGAGAGAAGUUUGUUUACAUCCUCAAUCGAGACAGCAAGGCGAACCUCACCAUCAGCUCCCCCUUGGAGGCCCACAAAAGCCGCUCCGUGUGCCAUGAUAUUGUGGGACUGGAUGUGGGAUUCGAGAAUCCCAUAUUUGCGUCACUCGAACAGAGUUACGAGGCGGUGGACGCCCUCCAGGUAGACGAUGACGAAGAGCUCACCGACGAGGCGUUGAAAAAAGGUCUCAGCUUCUGGGAGAUGGACCUCGGUCUUAACCACGUAGUGCGGAAGAUGACGCUCCCUGUUGAUCUCAGCGCGCAUCACCUGGUGGCGAUACCUGGAGGCGAAAGCCCAGGUGGGGUGCUCGUCUGUUGCGAGAACUUCCUUGUGUACAAAAACAUGGAACACCCCGAGAUAUCCUGCGCUUACCCGCGCAGGCUGGAAAUGGCGCAGGACAAACCCCUGCUGAUAGUCUCUAGCGCGAUCCACAAGAUGCGCGACUUCUUUUUCGUGCUCCUGCAGUCCGAGUAUGGCGACAUUUACAAAGUCGAACUGUUUCACGAAGAAGGCCGAGUGAAGGAGAUUGUAUGCCGGUAUUUCGAUACUGUGCCGCUUGGCAACUCUAUAUGCAUCCUGAGAGCAGGAUAUCUCUUCGUCGCUGCGGAGUUUGGCGACCACCACCUCUACCAAUUCACCGGAAUUGGCACUAACGAAAACGACCCUCUAUGUAGCUCAAACCACCCGCAGGGUAAAGACGCAAUCAUCGCAUUUAAACCGCGCGUUAACCAAAACCUGCAGCUGAUUGAUGAGCUCAGCUCUCUCAGCGCCAUCACCGAUCUCAAGGUGAUAGACGUCCAGGGUUUAGGGCAGCCGCAGAUAUUCUUGGGCUGUGGCAGGGGUGAUCGCAGCAGUAUACGGGUGCUGCGACAUGGGUUGUCGGUGGAAGAAUUGGCGGACAACGAACUGCCGGGGAGGCCGAAGCAGGUAUGGACGGUGCCCACUGGUGUUGAUAGCACGCACGACGGAUUUAUCCUCGUAGGUUUCGAAGGGAACACCCUGGUCUUAUCGGUAGGGGAGGCGGUGGAGGAGGUGACUGACUCCUGCUUCCUCACGUCGAUUACUACCCUGCACGUAAGCAUGAUGGGGGAUGGAUCAUACAUCCAGGUACAUGACGGCGGUGUUCGACACGUGUUCGACAUGAAGGUACGCGAGUGGAAAACACCCACUGCGAAGCGAGUAAAGGUCGCAGCAUCGAACAAACACCAGCUGGUGCUCGCCCUGUCCGGUGGCGAAAUCGUUUACUUCGAGUUGGAUGAAUCGCAUACGCUUGUCGAGGUGGCAAAGCGCAGCCUCAACGUGGAGAUCACAUGCGUCAGUUUACAGCCCACCGGCGCAGGCAGACUUAUGGCGAGCUUCAUGGCCAUUGGGGCUUUGGAUAAUUUGGUUCGUAUAUUAUCGCUGGACAGGCACCUGAAACAACACAGCACGCAGCUGCUGCCGAACAACAGCACUCCGGAGUCUGUGUGCCUGGCCGAGUUCCAAGUUGCUGCGCAUUCGACACUGAUGCUGGCUGUUGGACUCAACACCGGUGUGAUGAUUAGGGCUACAGUGGAUUCUAUAUCCGGCGCACUCAGCGACCAGUACACCCGUUUCUUGGGUUCGCGUGCAGUGAAGUUCAGGAACAUCAAGAACCAAAUAAUGGGGACAUCCGACAGGCCUUGGUUAUUAUACGAGUACCAAGGAGUCAUGCAGUGCGUUCCCCUGAGCUACGACACCCUGGAAAGCGUUGCGUCCUUUUCAAGUCCACUCUGCCAAGACGGAUACGUGGCCAUCGCAGGCUCCAACCUCAGGAUUUUCAGGUGCUGCAGGCUUGGAGAAACGUUCAGCGAGCAUCGUCUACAGGUAGACUACACCCCCAGACGUCUCGUGCUUAUGCCGAAUGAGGCGCCUACACAAGGCGGACUCAACUAUAUGUUGGCUGUUGUCGAGGCAGAUCACAACGCCUACGGGCCGGAUAAUGUGGCCGAAAUUGCGCAGGCGCUGGAAGGGAUCAAGCUGGACAACGAAGUGGGUGAGCCGCUGGCGCUUACCAACUUCAAGGCUGGCAGCGGAAAAUGGGGAUCAUGCCUGCGCAUCGUCAACCCCCUUAGCCUCACAACGGCGGCGAAGCUGCUAUUCGAACGUGACGAAGCGGCAACUACGGCCGCUGUCGUGGUUCUCGACGGCAUGCAAUGCCUAUGCGUAGGCACGGCGCUUGGAUAUGACUUGACCAAUGCCGAAGAUGUGGAAUCUUACAUACGCAUCUACUGCUACGGUGCCAAUUUCGAAAUCAGACUGCUACAUAUCACCCGUGUUGGUGGGGUGGUGCGAGCAUUUGCCGGUUAUGAGGGAAGGCUGCUCGCUGCAGUGGGAAAGCGCAUCCGGCUCUACUCACUGGGCAAGAAACAGCUGUUGCUCAAGGCCGAACAUCGUACAUGCAGUGACCACGGGUUUAUCUGGCUCAACACCGUGGGUUCACGUAUUUUUGCGGGAGAUAUCCGUGAGGGUCUGCAGGUGCUUCGCAUCAAGUUCUACAGCGAAGAGGCAGCCGACUUUGAAUGGGUCGGUGGCGCCACGGGACCGAGAUGGCUCACCUGUUGUGCGCAAUUAGAUUAUUCCACGGUUAUUGCCGGAGACAAGUUCGACUCCCUGUUCGUAGCACGCGUCCCCCAGGAGGAGUCAACACGACACAUCCAGCUGGAAAACGUAUGCCAGUUCCACCUCGGGGACCUCCCAACGGCUAUAGAUAAGGCUUCUCUCUCUCCUUCGACCUCAGUGGUGCUUUACGGUACAAUAAUGGGCUCUAUAGGCGCACUGGUGCCCUUCCAGUCCAAGGACGAAUUGGAUUUCUUGCAACACCUAGAGAUGUUAAUGGCGACGGAGGCGCCACCACUAUGCGGCCGGGAGCACAGUUUCUACCGCAGCUACUACGUGCCCGUUCAGCAAGUGGUGGACGGCGACAUGUGUGAACAGUUCCGUCAUCUCAGCGAGGCCCAGCAGCGCAAGGUUGCCCAACAGCUGGACUCCAAUGUAAACAACGUAUUACGCAAGCUGGACGAAAUCAAGAACCGCAUCAUGUGA